UGUUCACUAACUUCCCGCCUCCUCCCAGUUGAAACGCCCCUUGUUGCUUGUAGUUUUUUACGGUGCAUGCCCAAAGACGCCUCAAGCUAAGUACUUUAACAUACUGGGUGUGUGCGCGCUUAUGUUCUUCUCGCAACCUUGCCUCCCCCAUAUAAGCUCCAUUCCCGCAUUCACUUCCGGAACUCCACAAGAAUGGCGCCUCGGGGGGCCGCUAAAACUCGCGAUUACGAUUAUUCCAAUGUCGGUAAACUUGGACGGCGCACAGGAAUCACAGUGAAGGAGGGCAAGCGCGAUGAACAUGGAAUGGAAGACGUUGAUGGGAUGUGGUCAUCGCCAGAAAAGUCUCCCCUAAUAGAAAACGGUUUCAACGAUGAGAAUGAACCUUCGGUGGGCUCGGACGGUAUGUCUAUGGAUGAAGGCAACGCUCCAGAUCCUGAAUAUUUUCUAAAUGGUAUGAAUGGCGGACGGAAUUCUUAUUUUCCCCCACCUGUUGCACGCUCGCCUAUUAAGACUGGUUUGACUGGGUCCCCUCGGAGAACUCCCGGUUUACGGUCAUCCCAAAGCCCACGACGAGAUCUCCUUUCUUCUAGUCCUUCAGAUGGCAAGGGCUUAGGUAGCACGAAAGGAGAAUUGCGACAAGAGGUUUCUCCUCUUACCAACCGUUCUAUCAAUGCGCCUCCCUUGACUCACCUGAACAGUGCGCGAAAUAAGGUGAACAAAAAGACAUCAGAAGUAACGGCUUCAUUUUCGGACAGCGAUGCAAAUAGCCAAUUAAACGAGGAUGACAAUGCGGAUACUUUUGAAUUACAACACGACUUUGCCGACAGUUUUGAUGUUGGUAAUGACACAAAUGCAGAGAACCAAACAUCGGGCCCGGAUGAUGACGGCGCAUCGGCGCAGUCUCCGUCAACAAUAGCUGCCACCUUGCACAAGAAAGGCCUGGUCAAGGCUGGCCCUCAAACAAAGAAGAGAGUCCAAAGAGAAUUAAGCCAAACCGAAGAGCCGAAUGAGUCUAAGAAGCAAGAAACAUCGCAGAAGCGCAAACGCCCCGGAAGGCCUCCAAAGAACCAGCGCAGCACUGGUAAUGAUACAGAGGGACAGAGACUGUUCAAAAAACCCAAGACCUCCGAUAAGAAGUCGCGAGAAUCAAAUACAUCAGGUCACCCCGAGUUGGAUAGAGUUGUGGAGAAUUACGUCAGUCGCACAGGGCCUUUAAAGGGACGGAGUUUGUAUAUCCUCAAGCGGGAGACACCCAUGGAUAGCGGCGCCACCCAUACACGGUCAGGGCGUGUGUCUGUCAGACCUCUUGCGUAUUGGAAGAACGAACGCUGUGUCUAUGGUGAUGGUGAGGCUGUCGAAGGGGAACGCUAUCCUCUCUCAACCAUCAAAGAGAUCAUUCGUACAGAAGAACUUGAACCGGGGAAACGAAAAUCCAAGAAGGGCAGACCUUCAAAGAAGUCGAAAUCAGGAAAAACCAAAGACGACAAUGAAUCGGAAGAUGAUGAAGACUUCGUUGAUCCCUGGGAGAAGGAAGGGGGGGUUUUGCAUGGUUAUAUCAGAAAAUGGGAUCCUGAAGCUCAAGCUGGGAUGGACGAGGAAGAGGUCCUCGAUAUUGCAUACGCGCCUUCCGGUAUCGAGACGAGAGAUGUCAAAGGCUCAAGUUUUCGGUUUGCGAAACUUCUCAGCUCUCCUUUUCUGGGUUCUGGAAUCGUUGAACUGCCAGGAGGAGGAGUGAAGAAGCCGAAGAACUCCAAGAAAAUGCACAUGGUCUUUUAUGUAUGCCACGGCCGAGUCCAGGUAGACAUCUCCGGUGUACAAUUUAGCGCUGGGAAAGGCUGCGUGUUCCAGGUGCCUAGAGGCAAUUACUACAGCUUCGCAAACACGCAUGGGAAGGACGCCCGGCUGUUCUUCACGCAAGGCUGUGUUCCUACGGAGGAUAACAGUUCUGUCCCUGGGUCUGCUUCAAAAAAUGAUACCAUGGAAGAAGAACCAACUCCUCAGCUCGGGCGCACGUUUGGUGUUGGUAAAGGCAGACCCAAGGGUAAGCAGAAGGCAAGUGCCCCUAAAGCAUCCUAGUGACUAUUUUCAAAUACUACGCAAGGUCUUGACGGUGAUUAUUCUUACGAUACCAACGCCCCUUGCCUAUACUCUUCCAUCGUUAUUGU
Molecule: messenger RNA, 2165 nt
Organism: Aspergillus alliaceus
Lineage: Eukaryota; Fungi; Ascomycota; Eurotiomycetes; Eurotiales; Aspergillaceae
Product: Cupin domain protein
Exons: 5
Coding region: 193-2076 (627 amino acids)
Biological process (GO): kinetochore assembly; spindle attachment to meiosis I kinetochore; attachment of mitotic spindle microtubules to kinetochore
Cellular component (GO): kinetochore
Molecular function (GO): centromeric DNA binding
Source: RefSeq, a predicted model, not a curated record